Molecule: messenger RNA, 1170 nt
Organism: Lachnellula hyalina
Lineage: Eukaryota; Fungi; Ascomycota; Leotiomycetes; Helotiales; Lachnaceae
Product: putative vacuolar protein sorting-associated protein
Exons: 3
Coding region: 1-1170 (389 amino acids)
Source: RefSeq, a predicted model, not a curated record
AUGGAUAUACAUGAGAAAGAACCGCUGGUAGAACUGGAGAAGGGGGAGUCCCCGCGUGCUGUACGGUCUCGGGAAAGAUGGAUGCCAUGGACGGAUACGGGGUUGGCCAUCUUUUAUAAGAUCAUCCUCUCCGUUGCCGCUAUCCUCCUCCUCGGGUACAAUUUCUGCUGCACGACUCGCCCAAGACUCGUUGCGACUCAAGUAGAAGGAGUCCCUCAAUUCGUCCUCGACUAUGCACCAUUAACCUACCUCGACACCGCCGAAGCUUACUUCCCCUCUGACAUCUCCGCCCAAAUAACCUAUACCCACCCCGCCAUAAACGGCAGCUCAAUGCAUGAAGACGAAGACGAGAUUCCCACCCUAAAUACCACCAACCUCCACAUCCUAAACAAGUACGGUGAAAACGGCACAAACAUCUACCUAACCUCCAACAGCGACAUCACCAGCUCGCCCUCCUGGCUCACAGGCGUCGUUCCAAACUCCACAACCGGAAAAACAUCCAACGCCAUAUCCUGCGCAAUCAUCAUCUACCCCAAACCCUCCCUCUCCGUCACCGACGUAUUCUACUUCUACUUCUACGCCUACAACCAAGGCAACACAGUCUUUGGCCGCGAACUAGGCGACCACAUCGGUGACUGGGAGCACAACAUGAUCCGCUUCCAAGACGGGGUCCCCCAAGCAAUGUGGUUCAGCCAACACAACAACGGCCAAGCCUUCACAUACCCCUCACUCGAGAAACUCCACUCGGGUCCCGGAAGAGGCAAAAGACCAAUAAACUAUUCUGCCCGCGGCUCGCACGCAAACUACGCCACGACGGGCAAACACGACCACACGAUCCCCGAUCUAAAUCUACCGAACGGUUUCAUCAUAGAUUAUACGUCUGAAGGCGCGUUAUGGGAUCCCGUGCUCAAUGCGUAUUUUUACAACUACAAUGGCAGUACAAAUACGUUUGAGGGCAUAAAUGGGGCUCCCGAAGGCGCUAUGCACUACCGGGGUCAUUGGGGCGAUGAACAGUAUCCGAUUGAAGAUCCGAGGCAGCCGGACUCGUUUUUCGGCUUCGUCAAGUAUGUGAGCGGACCGACGGGCCCGCAGGACAAGUAUCUGGAGAGGGGGGAUGUUUGUCCAGGGAAUGGAAUCCCGUGUUUUGUUAGGGAUAGGUUGGGUCCGUGA